AUGAUACAUACGACACCCUAUAGAAAACUGUCAUAACCCCAGUCAUUGACCAGUCCUGCCUAGAACCACACCCACAGAGCGUUCAGCCAUUUCUCCUGUGGUUCUCAGCCUGCAGCACAGCGUCUGCAGGUGGGACUCUGGGAUGCUGACCUACAGUCCGAGUUCUCGUGCCCCUGCCUGGGGCUGACUCUCUACUUGACCUGUAACCCACAACUGGGCACGAGAAAAUCCUGCAGCCACAGCUCUGAGGACAUGAGCAAAAUGGUUUCCAGACAGAAUGUCAAGGAUUCCCAGGAAGUGUCAGGGAGUCUUCAGGCCACACUUGAGGUUAUCUCAUGCUCUUUCCCUUUUCUGCUUCACUCUUGCUCUCAUCCUCUUUCUCACCCUGAAUCUGGUCAGCGGAGAUAGGAAGGUACUUGUUACCUGGUACAGGACAACUUUUGGAAUCCCAGAUAUUCAGAUUAUUUCCCCUUUUCCUCUUUGUAAAUGAUAACACUCACAGCCAAGAGGCACAACCCAGAUCGGAGGCUGCUUCUCCUUAGGACUUGCAGAGAGAAGGAGAAGGCGGGCCUGGCAGCCUCCAGCCCACAGGCUCCCUUUCUUCUCCUGGAGAUGAUUAACCAGGCGAGAACAAUGGAGAUCUGCAGCAUGUGCUGGUGUGCGAGUGCCUCCUCUCUGCCAGCAGGACUGAUCAGACGCUCCCCAUCUGUCCUAUAUUUACUAAGGCCAACUAUGAAUGACUAAAAGGAGAAUGAGAAAAGUCACCCAGAGUCAAAGGGAAUAGCAUGGGAGACUGUUCUAGAUAGAAGGAAGCACCUUUGCAAAGGCCCUGAGGAAGGCAGAGCACGCUCAAGGGGCAGAAGGGCUAUGUUGCCUCACAAUCCACAAGAGAGAGAAGGUGGGGAAGCGAG
Messenger RNA from Sapajus apella (tufted capuchin), 911 nucleotides. RefSeq names its product cancer/testis associated 62 (gene CT62). Lineage: Eukaryota; Metazoa; Chordata; Mammalia; Primates; Cebidae. The record is from RefSeq and is a predicted model, not a curated record.